AUGGCGUCUAGCGGGGAGUGGAAGCCAAACAUCUUAGUGCAAAUUAAACGUCGCAACCAUGUUCAGGUUCAGCCUUUCCUUCGGUUGAUUCAAACAAAUAACAAGCUGCAGGAUUUGAGCAGCCAGCUACAGUCCAGGAAUGUCCAUCUGCAGGUGGAAGUGGACAUGUUGAGGGAGGAUGGGGGAGACCAGCACACAAGACAGGGCAGCAUGGGAAACAGUUCAACUGUGCAUGCCCUAGAACAGAAGCUGUACAGACUGCAGGAAGAGCUCACUGAAAUGCACAAGAAGAGAGGGGAGAAUGCUCAGGCAAUCAUCAAUCUUAAUGUAUUGUUGCAAGAGAAAGAGAGGGAAAUUCAUCGCAAAGAAUCUGUGUUAUCGGAAGCCAUGGCAAACAUCUCUGCCCUCCAGCAAGAGAAGAGAACCCUGCAGGCAAUAGUUACUGAGCUAGAGGAAGCAAAUCAGACAUUGAAAGAUGAACACCAGGCACUGCAGAUGGCUUUCACAGCUCAAGAAGAAAAAUAUAGAAAAGCACAAGAAGAUAACAGUGAACUUGUACAAAGAUGGAUGGAGCUGAAAGCAAGAGAAGCUGAUAGAUGGAAUGCUGAAAAUGCAGAUUUUAUAAGGUACAUGGGCAACAAUAAUUUUGUUUUGGGGUCUCAAACAUUGAACUCUCUGGAUUUUAUUGUCCCUGUUGUGUGUGCUGAAGUUUCUGUGCCUACCACAGCCCAGUUCAAGUUUGAUGCCCAUGAUGGAGAGGUGUAUUCCAUUCAGUGGAAUUAUUCUGGUGGAUUGUUUGCCACUGGAGGUGCCGACAGAAAAAUCAAGCUCUGGGAGAUCCAUGGAGGUCAGCGUGAGAAUAAAGGCACUUUAGUGGGAAGCAAUGCUGGCAUUACAUCAUUGGAUUUCAGUGCAGAUGACACAAAAAUAGUUGGCGCAUCCAAUGAUUUUGCCAGCAGGGUAUGGACAGUUUUAAAUCAGCGGUUGCAG
Candidula unifasciata is the source of this 990-nucleotide messenger RNA. NCBI's taxonomy places the organism in Eukaryota, Metazoa, Mollusca, Gastropoda, Stylommatophora, Geomitridae. The record is from the annotation of a GenBank genome assembly.